AUGGCUGCUGUUGUUGACAACUCGAUAAAUUUUAGCAAUAUUUCUUCAAAAAUUGGAAAUCUACUUUUUGGGCGAACUGAAGGAGAUAGAAAAAAUCUCAGUAAAUAUCUAGACGAAUUAAAUUCUAUUAACUAUAGAUAUCCAGUUGUAUCCAAUCAAACGAAAGCUAUACUUCUAGUAAAUCAGUGCUGUAGCUUCAUUCCAACAGACGAUGAAGUUUUGUUACAAAAAUGCAGCCAGUUACUAUGUAAUUUGGUUAACAGGCAAAAUAUACCAAUUGAAGGAAGAACACUGACUGUUGCAAUCAACUGGUGUAUGAAUGGACUCCGAACAAAGAAUCAAAGUGUUUUAUUAGACGUUUUGAAAGCUCUGGAAGCUUUACUCAGAAUUAAUGUUAAAAACUUGAGAGUGCUCUCUGGUAAUGUAAUUAAAGAACUAAAGGGACUCAUCACAUUUGAGGAUGAACAUUACCUACCAGAAGUUAAUUUAUUGGUUCUACAAUGUCUUGAGGCAUGCACAACAAUAACAAAUGAAAUUGAAACUGAAUAUCAAGAACAAUUGGAAAUAUGUUCACAGAUUUUUAUGAAUCAAUUGCAUGCAAAACACAAUUAUAGUGAAAAUCUUGUUUCUACAAAGAUACUACAAAUUAGUAUUUUUGGACUCCAAAAUGUAGUUAUUCAACAUCCUGAAUUUUUGAAAAGUGAACUAGGUACCCUUUUGGGUGUCAUCAAAACAUUCAUGUUGUAUGGCAUGAAGGGUAUAGAUUUUUUGGUACCCUCAAAAGUGUUGCCAUCAACACUUAGUAUUCCAGAGCCACCAAUUAUUGUAAGGGAGAAAAAAGGAGGAAAGCUUACUAAACAAAGAAAGCACAGGUCUUCUGGAGUUAAUAAGAAAGAGCAACGUCAUUCUGAUGAUUUUGUAUUUGAUAAUAGAAAUGUGGGAUAUACCCGAGGAUAUACCCCUGCAAAUACUGGUUUGGAAAUCAAUUUGGAGGCUGGAGAAAACUCAACAGGUACAGAAAAUAGGUUGAAAACAAGUGAUUCUGAUUUCUCUGACACAGAAUCUGGUGCAAUUGGAAAAAUUGUUCAGAUGCAAGGAAGAGUGAGACAGGCAGCACUCAAUUUAUUCUACAAUGUGGUCAAGCACACCGAUAAAUCCACCGUUUUCUCGUAUUGGUCCAGUUUUAUACCAGAUGAUUGUAGAUCUGGCCAACACAAUCUAGUCAUUUGUAUAUUGAAAGAUCCCUCACCAAGAAGUAGAAUGGCAGCUUUGAAAGUUCUGCUUUUGCUCUUGACCACUUCGAAAUCAUUUUUGUGCCAAGCUGAAUCUAGUGAUAAAAGUACGUCGUUCACGCCAUUUUGCGUAGUACUUGGCCUCACUUUGAAAGAACUGCACAGAGGUCUGAGUUUGGCUCUCACUGAGAAGUUCGCACUGGUUUUAACACAAAUAUUGAAGUGUUUUGCAGCUUUAGUACAAGCCACGCCGUAUCAUAGGAUGUCUCCAGGUCUUAUCACUAAAGUGGUGCGGAAUUUGAAACCAUUAAUUCACAGCAACCAAGAUGCUUCUGUUCAAGUGACUGCAUUAAUAGUUCUCGGCUGUGUUUUGGCCUCUGAACCUGUUGUUCCAGAAACUAAAGAAGCUAUGUUAAAAACACAUUGUUUUACAAAUAAUCAGGAAAUAGAUGGUAAAACAGAAUUUGCAACGGAAAUAGGAGUGACCAACACUGAGGAUAUUGAUUAUGUCGAAUUUGUUUCUGAUGAAGAAGACUCUAGUGAUAGUACUAUGCCAUGGCUCCUCGAAAAAUGUAUCAAUAAUUUACUUUCAAAGUCGGAUGAGAAACCAGAUCCAUCGGAUAAUAAUGAGCAAGGUUACCCCAAGAUCCCAGUACCAGUAAAGUUAGAAUCUCUGCAAGUGAUAUCCGCAAUGAGUACGAAUUACUUCGAAAUUCUCGUCUCGCCGUACCUUGGUUUCAUCACGAAGGCCCUGGACGUAUCGUUGACCGACAAGUAUAUAGAUCUGAGGCUGCACGCUGGACGAGCUGUCGACUUUAUUGGGCAAGCCAUCGGGAGAUGUUUGGCUAACAAAGACAUGAAAGCUGCCAUUCCUUUCGAGGAUUACCUGUUUUUCUGGCAGACAUUACUAAAUGGCUCUUUAGUGGAUCUUCUACAAAGUGAGCAACAUUCUAUUUUAAGAGCCGUUGGCUGUGAUUGCCUUGGAAGUAUUGGAUCUGAUAUCUUCGAGAAACUACCCAGAGAUAAACAAAUAUUAUGUGUCACACUUUUAUUCGCCUUCUCCAGGGAUUCCGAGAACAGCGUGAAAGCGGCUGCUAUCAGAGCCCUUGGAAUGUGUGUGCUUUAUCCACCUUUGAGAGAUGAUCCUGGAUUCGUAGUUGAUACAGCAGAAGCAAUAUAUUCUACGCUGAAAGAUGAAAAUUUGCUAGUGAGGAUAAAAGCAUCUUGGGCUUUAGGGAAUUUGAGUGAUACUUUAGUUUUGAAUAGGAAUUGUUCAAAAGAAUCUGAGGAAAUUCCUGAAGAUCUCAUUCUGAAGCUUUUGCAGAUCAGUAUUAAAGGAUCAUCGGACAAUGAUAAAAUCAAAAUGAAUACAGUACGCGCCCUAGGUAAUUUGAUGCAGUUGUUCACUGAUCGAAUGAUGGAAAAAAGUAAAUUAGUUGAAGCGACAGAACAAGCAUUUGGGGCCUUGGUUACAAGUUGUACCACUGGUGCUAAUGUGAAAGUGAGGUGGAAUGCAUGUUAUGGUCUGGGAAAUGCCCUGAAAAAUCCUUGCUUGUACCACAAGUCGAGUACUACUUGGCAGAAAUUGGUCUUUGACGCCCUGGCGGAAUUGGUUGUGAGUUUCCGUAACUUCAAAGUACGCAUAAAUGCUGCCUUAGCAUUAUCUUCCCCCACCCUUAGAGAACAUUACGGGCGGUUUUACUUUCCGGUAUGGACGGCGCUGCUGAAAGCCUUGGAAAACUCUCAGCACAUGGAAGAUUUCACCGAAUACAAACACAGGGACCAUCUUAUAGAGCAGGUUUGCUUGUCUUUAGGUCAUCUAACAACUUUAUUGCGUGAGGAUGAUUUGUUACAGCUUCAGGGCACACUUGACCUUUACUUUGACAUUUUAAAGGGUCAUACGCAUAAAGUAUUGGAGAGACUUGUUCCCGAAAAAUCUACCACUCUGUCAUCAGCUUCUUUUGCUUUGAAUCGGUUCAGUAAACUAACUGGCCUUAGUGAAGACCAAAAGCAUGUUUUGAAUUGUUUAAUGGAUGUUUUUGUACCAGAAGUUUAG
Phaedon cochleariae (mustard beetle) is the source of this 3288-nucleotide messenger RNA. NCBI's taxonomy places the organism in Eukaryota, Metazoa, Arthropoda, Insecta, Coleoptera, Chrysomelidae. The record is from the annotation of a GenBank genome assembly.